AUGCCGCGACGCGCCGCAGCUGCUCUGUCCCGCGCGCGCGGCUUCGCGCGGUACCGAAGGAAUAUUCGUCGACUGCUGCUACUGGUGGUGCUAACGGUGCGCCGCAGGGAUCUACUGGCCUCUGGCUCGAUCCACACGGUGCACGACAAGGUCACGGGCUGCAAGAUCACCGAGCAAAUGUUUGCCGAUGGCCACGGACCGUGGGGCCUCAGCGGCCGAUCGAGCGUGCAGAUCAACGCAGUGCUGCGGCCUCUAGAGGAACACGAAGUGCAGAAUGCGAUCACGAUCCGCCGGCUCGAGGACUACUUUGACUUUGGCGUUGUCGUGGUCGCGUACUCGGCCAAAGCAGCGGCCGCGGUGGGCUUUGCCGACCGCACGGUCUGCAGCUGGAACUUUUCCACCAGUAGCAACGUGGAUGGACGAGUGGAAGGCGGGUUUUAUCCGAUGGAGAGCGACGAGACGCUGCAGGUGAACCGGACGUUCUACCCGAGCGACAGUGGUCUACAGACGGCGCUGGUGGUGCCUUGUUGGAAGCAAAAGAGCGUGGCGUUUGGGUAUCCCGUCAGUGCUGAUGAAUACGUCGCGUAUCCGAUGGCCGACCCGCUGCUGCAGGUGGAUGCAGCAAUCACGUUUGAGAAUCCGUACGGGUAUCUACCUGGAUUACUCUAUGGACUGCUUCCGUUCAAUGGUCUCUUGUCGCUCAUGUAUGGGGCACUGGGCGUGUACUUUUUGGUGCUGAUCAAUCGACACCGCCAAAGUGUGGUCCAGACGCACUAUUUCCUGCUGGUCGUACUGCUCUUGGCAACUGGCGAGUCAGUGGCAUGGUUUGUGACGUACAAUCUGCUGAAUCGUUCAGGUGUGCCCGUGUGCUGCCCGUACCCGGACUCGGUCUUGUUGUCCACGUUUGUCAAAGUGCUGGCAGGCAUGGUGACGCGGAUUGCUACUACACUCGUUAGUCUUGGCUACGGGAUCGUCCGGAUGCAGAUAUCGUGGCCUGAGGUCUUUGUUGUUUCUGGGCUAGGCGUCUGCUACUUCAUUGCCGUCGGGGCAUUGGAGGUGAGCCAUCUUGCUAAUCAGUCGGACGGGGACGUCCGCCCUCCUGCGGUCUGGGAAGCACUUGUGAUCAUGACCAACGUCUGCUUUGGCGGAUGGAUUUUCCUGUCUCUUGAGCUCACGCGCAAGAAUCUCGCAGCCUUUGGACAAACAGCAAAACUGCAGAUGUACGAAUCACUGCAUCGGGUCUUGAUCGCAUACGUGGUCACUUCUUUCGCGAUCAUGGCAAUUGAAGGAGCAAUUUAUUCGGGUGCGAUAUGGUUGCCGUGGCAAUACAUAUGGGUCGUAUGGGCAGCCACUCGCCUGCUUUUCUUCGUCAUAUUGUUAAUUGGGGUGUACAUGUGGCGACCAACGGAGCACGGGUUGCUUUACGCCCAAAUGGACCAGCUGCCCAGCCGUGAGCCAGUUACACCAUCUUCGAUUGCGCGCGGUAUCGAACUGAACCAGCGUGUGGUCUCAGCAGCAGACGAUGAAAACACCGAGUCGGUCAAGUCGAUGCCGUCAGCUUUACCUUCCAAACGUACUGGUACCUGA
This is a messenger RNA of Hyaloperonospora brassicae, 1587 nucleotides long. NCBI's taxonomy places the organism in Eukaryota, Oomycota, Peronosporomycetes, Peronosporales, Peronosporaceae. The record is from the annotation of a GenBank genome assembly.